Aricia agestis (brown argus) is the source of this 5334-nucleotide messenger RNA. RefSeq names its product eukaryotic translation initiation factor 4E transporter-like. The transcript is spliced from 24 exons. The record is from RefSeq and is a predicted model, not a curated record. NCBI's taxonomy places the organism in Eukaryota, Metazoa, Arthropoda, Insecta, Lepidoptera, Lycaenidae. Gene Ontology annotation, cellular component: nucleus; cytoplasm. Bases 260 to 3256 code for a protein of 998 amino acids. Gene Ontology annotation, molecular function: mRNA binding. Gene Ontology annotation, biological process: negative regulation of translation.
GACACGCGGAGUCUACCUCUGAUUCCGCAACCGUCUUCCACGUACGUCGCGAUUGUGGCUGCUGGUCUCAAAGUGCUAGUCUGUCCCCACGUUAUCGCGAAAAUUUUGUGCUAGCGUUGCGUUGUCCUUGACGAUUUAGUUUUAGUAUAGUUUGAUACGUUAUUUAUUCUAGUUUAAGUAGUUUAAGUUAGGUUAGUGUAUUCCGCCAUUUUGUUUUCGUGUUUCCGUGUAGUUUUGUGUUUCGUGUUUCGUGUUGACGAUGAUCAGCAAGGAGGUUCAGAGUGAGGGGAUGAAGAAGGGCCGCAGACGGCGAAGGAGCGCCAGGAGUAGGGCCGCGAAGCGUAGGGCCCGCAAGAUGGCGGAUAGGGCGGGGGACAUUUCCCCGGUGAAGUGCGCGGUCCAUGUGUUCCUCAUGAAGUACCAGAGCGCGCUCCGGAAGGUGCCCACCCAGCUGCCUCCGAAGGUCCACGCUGGUCCCCCGACGAAGAGGGUUAAGAGGGUGUCGUGGCGCGAGGAGAGCGGUGGCGGCGGCGGCGGGGACCCGGCGGUGCUGGCGGUCGGGCCGGCGCGCCGCCCGCUCAAGUACACGCGCGACGAGCUGAUGCGUCUCCGCGACUCGCCGCUCGUCCGCCGCGACCUCGAGAACGCCUUCGCCGGCUGCGACUCGCUCGCGUUAGUGUUGAAGAAGCGUGCUGAUUCACCGAACGAAGAGGAGAAGGGGGGUAAACAAGAUGCGCCGCAGGAAAAUCAUAAGGGCCCGUACGGUCGUCGGUCGGCGGACCCGCGCGAGCGCGUGCGCAAGGAGAGCGAGCCGAGCGGCGGCAUCGUGCUAUCGCCGCAGCGCCGCUCGUUCACGUCGGGGUGCGGCGCGCCCGCCACCGCGCCGCAGCCACCGCCGCCGCUCGCCCGCACGAGACCCGACUCGCCGCUGUCCGCGCAGCCGCAACCCGCGCCGCUCAAGACGGAGCAGGCUGGUCGUCGCAUCGGCUCCGGGCGUAUUAUGGUGCGAGACGUGCCCGCCGGAAACUGGGAGGAGGCCGAAUACCGCGCCGAGCCCUACCGUCGGGGCAACGAGCGAUACGACCGCCGCUCUUUCGGCCGCGACUCCUACACCUCUGACAUAAAGAGGGAAAGGGAAGAUCGAUUUAACAACGAGAAAUUACGCGACAGCAGGGAGGAUAAUAAUCGUAGAGGUGGUCGCUUUUCUCAACGACGAUUUGAGAAAGAGGAUGAACCCGAAUGGUUUAGCGGCGGUCCGACGUCGCAGCUGGAGACGAUCGAGCUGCGCGGCUUCGACGAGCCGGUGAAGAAGAACGGCAAAGACGACAGGCAGAACGAGAAAUGGAAUAACAACAACGGCAGUCGCUCACCGCCGGAGCGGUGGCGCGCGGAGCCCGAACCCGCGCCCACCGACACGCACCUCAACGUCUCAGAUAACAAAGACAGCGGCAUGGAGAGCAAGGACGAGGAGGGGUCGCAGAACAACGAGCAGGCGGACUUCAACCUCGACGAGUUCCUCAAGCCCGACGCCUUCCCCGACGUGCUCACAAACGGCAGCAGCGAGGCGGAGGGCGGCAGUCGUUUCAGCCGCUGGUUCCGGCGCGACAGUCCGCCCGCGCCCGCCGGCCCGCCGACUGGUCCGCCCGCGCCCGCGCCCGCCUCCGACGCACGACACUACGAGCGUCUGCUGCAUGAUAUGCUCGACGAUCUAGACAGCUCGAACAUCGAGCCGCCGAUGCCGGAGCCGACGCCGAUGUAUCCGCCGCCGGGGCACCACGGUGGCCCGCCGCACCACCCGGGGCACCACCAGCCCCAGAUGCGAGGCACCGCCGCGCCCACCCUCCUCGACCUGCUGCGCCGCGCUAGAUCUGACACUGAUCAGCGGACAGAGAUGAACAACGGCGUGGGUAAGAUCCACAGUCUGGAGGAGCUGGAGGCUCGUCUCCGGCCGCAGCAGCCGCCGCCCGCGCCAGCGCCGACUGAACACGACCUCACGGCUUUCAAGCGGCUCUUGGCGCAGGUGUCAGGCGGGCACGUGGUAGCGGCCGAGCCACGCCCGCAGCAGCCGCCGCCCAUGAGUCUAUUGCAGAUGCUGAACAAGAGCAUGGAGCAGCAACAACAGCAGCAGCAGGCGAAGGCGCCGCCGCAGCAGCCGCACAUCCCGCAGGAGCUCCUAUACAAGCUCCUACAGGUGCAGCAGCGGCAGCAGCAAGGCCCGCCGCCGUCGGAGAUGCCGGGCCCCGGCGGCCCGCCGUCAGGCCCCGCCGGACCGACGCAAGCCGACCGCGAGCUGCUGCAGCGGCCUGAGGCGCAGGCUAUUAUACACGGUCUGAAAGCCGGUGAGAUCACUGUGCAGCACCUGAUGCAGCAGCUGGGCAACCCCGGGCUGCAGAACCGGCACCGCGAGCUGCUGCUGACCAUCGUGCGCCUGCACCACCACCACCAGCAGCAGCAGCAGUACCAGCGCCAGCAACAGAUGGGCGGGUCCCCGCUGCCGGGCGCGCCGCACCUCGUCGUGCCGCCGCACCACCAGCCGCUGCGACUGUCGCCGCUGCCGCAUCCAGGCGUGCCCGCGCGCAUCCCGUCGCCGCGCGAGCUGGCCGCGCACACGCAGUCGAUAAUGCAGGGCGCUCUCAUCAAGAAGAAACUGGAGGAGCAGCGCGAGAACUACCGCCGCCGCCACGAGCCGCAGCCGCACCACAAGCCCACGCCCAUCUCUUUCACGCCCACCUCGGUUCUACGAAAAAUGACUGCCGACAAGGAGUCAGACGCGCCGAGUCCCAAGCAGCAGCAGCAGUGGUCGCAGCCACCUAAGAUGCCGCAGGGCAGGCCUAUUGUGAAGGGUAACCAAAGUGGCAUCCUACAGAUGGGCUACCCGCAGUCGCAGGGCGACUACCAGCAACAUUAUCUCAAUCAACAACAACAGCAAAUGAGCGGGAACCGCGCAUUCGCAUUACCGCAGCAAAGACCACCAGUCAACAAUUCGUAUAACACCAUGGGUUCGAUGGGCAACAUGCGCGGCGUGGCGGGCAGCAGCGCGCUCCACCAGCUACUGGUACACUCGCACCAGAGGUCGCUUAACGAGAUGGCCGGCGGCGGCGGCGGUGACAACCAGCUGGCGCGGUGGUUCUCGCCGGAGCUGCUGGCGCAGGCGUCGGCUGGCAAGCUACCCUCCGUCUCGCACGUCCCCAAUGCGCUCUCGCUGGAGGACCUCGAGCGGCACCAUCACUCGCCCGCGCCGCCCGUGCGCAACUAAAUAUUGAACCGGCCGGCGCUGUUCCGAUGAGGGUUUCCAAACUUUGCCGUUAGGUGGCGACGCGACGUCCAGUGGAUUAAACGUGACAGUGAAGUUAACUUUUUUUUUGUUCCACCGAAUGACGCACCGGCAAAGAAAACCCUCGUAGAAGUGUGAAUUACUAAGUCAAAUUUUGUGACGGACUCGAGUGACAUUUUGGUGGUUUUGUAACGUACUUUUUUUUGCUCAAAUUCCAUCUACGAAACUUUUGUUAUUACACGUUUACUCGUUAUUAGCGGGCCGUCAAAAUGUAUGUCACGAUUUUUAAAAUUACUGGUUAUAACUGCAUAAAAUGCGUAACUCCCAGUUUGUAACGUUAACGAUCAAAUUGACGACGUAAAGUAUUUUUGUAUGUAUGUGGCACCGCGAGUCUCGACGGGUGCGACGUUGUGUGGACGUAACGAACUGCAGUUCGAACGCAGAAGGAACGAGCCUAGUGCCGCUUCGAUUAAAAGACUGAACUACUCAUAAAAUUGUUACCAUCCGCGUGGAAAGAGCAUCGCAAAGACAAAAUCCAAAAGUUGAACCCCGAUACGUAAAUAAAUGUGGAUUCAGCGACUAAAUAGAUUAGGACGAGACUUUGUCGAAGCCGCAGCGGCAUUGUUAACAUUUGUAUUUGUAAUUUUGAUUUCGAGAAAACAAAAUUAUUUAAAGAAACGUUAUUUACAAACUUCUCGCAUUGUACAUAAAAGGUUUUUAGUUAAAUAUAAAUUACGCAUGAAUUUUGAAUGUUCUUUUUUUACCAUUCGCAUGAUGUGUGGACGUUUUGAGGAUGAUUGAUCUGUGAAUGGAUUACUUGAGGUCUAAAAUACGCUUACUACCUAGAUGCGAAACUCUCAAAUUAAAAUAAAUAUGUAACAUUACCUUUAGAAGUUGUGACUUACAUGUGGCGUUCAUAAAAGCGUACUAAAUUAUUUGUUGUAUGUUGACGAUUUUAUCGGAUACGCCAUUAACGAACAUAAUAUGAACUAAGGAGUAAGCGUAUUCAGAAAUCAUGUGAGGUUUUUAUUUGGUUGUAUGGAAAGUAUUUGCUACGCAGGAAAAUGUGAGAAGUAUGUAUGGGGUUUUGAUGUAUUUCGUUUUAGAAACUUGUAAAAAUUGAUGGUCGUUGGUCAUCCCUUAGAUUGUUUACUUCAAAUUGUGUGUAAGUUUAAAACAUGACACCCCGCCCUGUACUGAUGCACAUAAAAGCGAUAAUGGUAAGAAUGUAAGUUCAUAAAUAUUGGUACGAAUAAAGUGAAAACUUCUACCUAUGAUGUUUUAGUCCAACAUUAAUACAGCAUCGAUUUGCUUUGGUGCAGCGUCCAUAUGAUAAAACUACAAAUUGGUAUUUUCCGAUUAUUUGUACAGACUGGAUCGAAUUAUAUUCAUGUUGGAUUAAAAUCAUCAGAAUUACAUCAUCCACAAUAUCUUUAAGCUCCUUCUAUGACAGCUGUAAACGCAUUGAGUAAAUGUGGUUUCAUAUGAUAUGAGUUAUGACUUUGAAUGGAACUAAAACAAAUCAUUUUAAACCGUGUAAAUAAAGGUGCGUAUGACCGCGACAAAACUUGUGUGUUUUAUGUGGUCUACAUAAAGAGGAAGAGAUGAGUCUACACAUAUUCAAUUGAAUGUAUAAAGACUUGACUUGCCUCCAUUCGUCUGUGUGUAAACCCGUAAUAGCAGCCAAACAAGUGUGCGCACGCGCAGCCACCUCGAUCGGGUAGUGCUGACUUGUAUUUGUCGAGCGCAGGCUAUCUCACCCACAUGCGCUCACAUCUCAUGCGCGAGUGAGACGUCCUGUGACCGUAACAUUCGAGGCGUGAGGGCCCCUAUACUCAAUAACGCCCUACGGACAAUAGAAAGAGUUUGCCGUCCAGUAAUAACAAGGCCCGGAGCCUACUAAAUUACAGGAUCUUAUUUUUCGAGCGGGCGCACUAGGUCCCUAGGAACGGACGAAAAUUUCAGUUCGGAUUUUGACCUGUUUUGUUGGCGCAUCGGCGCUUAUACAUGAAAUGUCUCCUGUAAGCUUUAAAUUAUUGAUUAAAGAAAAUUCGAAAGUU